AUGAGCUCAGAGCGAGAUAAGAGCAUUCCUGAGCGACGAGCUUCAACACCAGAGCUUCAACCCCAAGGCUUCAACACCAGAGCUUCAACACCAGAGCUUCAACCCCAAGGCUUCAACACCAGAGCUUCAACAUCAGAGCUUCAGCAUCAGAGCUUCAACACCAGAGCUUCAACACCAGAGCUUCAACACCAGAGCUUCAACACCAGAGCUUUAACAUCAGAGCUUCAACACCAGGGCUUCAACACCAGGGCUUCACCAGCAGAGCUUCAACACCAGAGCUUCAACAUCAGAGCUUCAACACCAGAGCUUAAACACCAGAGCUUCAACACCAGAGCUUCAACAUCAGAGAUUCAACAUCAGAGCUUCAACACCAGAGCUUCAACAUCAGAGCUUCAGCAUCAGAGCUUCAACACCAGAGCUUCAACAUCAGAGCUUCAGCAUCAGAGCUUCAACACCAGAGCUUCAACACCAGGGCUUCAACACCAGAGCUUCAACACCAGAGCUUCAACAUCAGAGCUUCAACAUCAGAGCUUCAGCAUCAGAGCUUCAACACCAGAGCUUCAACAUCAGAGCUUCACCAGCAGAGCUUCAACACCAGAGCUUCAACACCAGGGCUUCAACACCAGAGCUUCAACAUCAGAGCUUCAGCAUCAGAGCUUCAACACCAGAGCUUCAACACCAGAGCUUCAACCCCAAGGCUUCAACACCAGAGCUUCAACAUCAGAGCUUCAACAUCAGAGCUUCAACACCAGAGCUUCAACAUCAGAGCUUCAACACCAGAGCUUCAACACCAGAGCUUCAACACCAGAGCUUCAACCCCAAGGCUUCAACACCAGAGCUUCAACAUCAGAGCUUCAACAUCAGAGCUUCACCAGCAGAGCUUCAACACCAAGGCUUCUACACCAGGGCUUCACCAGCAGAGCUUCAACACCAGAGCUUAAACACCAGAGCUUCAACACCAGGGCUUCAACACCAGAGCUUCAACAUCAGAGCUUCAGCAUCAGAGCUUCAACACCAGAGCUUCAACAUCAGAGCUUCAACACCAGAGCUUCAACACCAGGGCUUUACCAGCAAGCUUCAACAUCAGAGCUUCACCAGCAGAGCUUCUACACCAGGGCUUCACCAGCAGAGCUUCAACACCAAGGCUUCUACACCAGGGCUUCACCAGCAGAGCUUCAACACCAAGGCUUCUACACCAGGGCUUCACCAGCAGAGCUUCAACACCAGAGCUUAAACACCAGAGCUUCAACACCAGGGCUUCAACACCAGAGCUUCAACAUCAGAGCUUCAGCAUCAGAGCUUCAACACCAGAGCUUCAACACCAGAGCUUCAACCCCAAGGCUUCAACACCAGAGCUUCAACAUCAGAGCUUCAACAUCAGAGCUUCAACACCAGAGCUUCAACAUCAGAGCUUCAACAUCAGAGCUUCACCAGCAGAGCUUCAACACCAGAGCUUCAACAUCAGAGCUUAAACACCAGAGCUUAAACACCAGAGCUUCAACACCAGGGCUUCAACACCAGAGCUUCAACAUCAGAGCUUCAGCAUCAGAGCUUCAACAUCAGAGCUUCACCAGCAGAGCUUUAACACCAGAGCUUCAACGCCAAGGCUUCUACACCAGGGCUUCACCAGCAGAGCUUCAACACCAAGGCUUCUACACCAGGGCUUCACCAGCAGAGCUUCAACACCAAGGCUUCUACACCAGGGCUUCACCAGCAGAGCUUCAACACCAGAGCUUCAAUAUCAGAGCUUCAACACCAGAGCUUCAACAGCAGAGCUUCAACACCAGAGCUUCAACACCAGAGCUUCACCAGCAGAGCUUCAACACCAGAGCUUCAACACCAGGGCUUCACCAGCAGAGCUUCAACACCAGAGCAACACCGGCAGAGCUUCAACACCAGAGCUUCAACACCAGAGCUUCACCAGCAGAGCUUCAACACCAGAGCUUCAACACCAGGGCUUCACCAGCAGAGCUUCAACACCAGAGCAACACCGGCAGAGCUUCAACACCAGAGCUUCAACACCAGAGCUUCAACACCAGGGCUUCAACAACAGGGCUUCACCAGCAGAGCUUCAACACCAGGGCUUCAACACCAGAGCUUCAACAUCAGAGCUUCAACAUCAGAGCUUCAACACCAGGGAUUCACCAGCAGAGCUUCAACACCAGAGCUUCUUCAACAUCAGAGCUUCAACCCCAGAGCUUCAACAUCAGAGAUUCAACACCAGAGCUUCAACACCAGAGCUUCAACACCAGGGCUUCAACAACAGGGCUUCACCAGCAGAGCUUCAACACCAGGGCUUCAACACCAGAGCUUCAACAUCAGAGCUUCAACAUCAGAGCUUCAACACCAGGGCUUCAACACCAGAGUUUCAACACCAGAGCUUCAUCAUCAGAGCUUCAACACCAGAGUUUCAACACCAGAGCUUCAUCAUCAGAGCUUCAACACCAGAGCUUCAACACCAGAGCUUCAGCAGUUAUAAAUCCACAGAGAUCAUAG
Molecule: messenger RNA, 2496 nt
Organism: Astyanax mexicanus (Mexican tetra)
Lineage: Eukaryota; Metazoa; Chordata; Actinopteri; Characiformes; Acestrorhamphidae
Product: ice-structuring glycoprotein-like
Exons: 3
Coding region: 1-2496 (831 amino acids)
Source: RefSeq, a predicted model, not a curated record